Olea europaea var. sylvestris is the source of this 555-nucleotide messenger RNA. RefSeq lists its product as uncharacterized. The transcript is spliced from 3 exons. Gene Ontology annotation, molecular function: zinc ion binding. NCBI's taxonomy places the organism in Eukaryota, Viridiplantae, Streptophyta, Magnoliopsida, Lamiales, Oleaceae. The record is from RefSeq and is a predicted model, not a curated record. The coding region runs from base 1 to 555 and encodes 184 amino acids.
AUGGACACGAAUGAGUGCUUUGUAGUUCACAAAUAUGCACGGGAACAUACUUGCGAAAGUUACACUAGCGUGCUGACCUCAGCUCAAGAGGAGAAACUCUUUAAGGCGACAGAGGUUGCGAGGAAGUUGAAUGUGGAAGCACUAGAUGAGUUCCGCUUUUCCGUGCAAUGUGCACGUAAUACGGCAUAUAUGGUGAACUUGACUUAUAAUACAUGCACUUGUAUGAGAUUUCAGUUAGAGAGUUUUCCAUGUGAGCAUGCAGUUGCGGUGGCGAUGUAUCGAGGCUUUGCGGCGAGAACAUUAUGCUCUUUGUAUUAUACGACUGAGUCUUGGAGAACAUCAUAUGCUGAGACUAUAUUUCCUCUGCCGAAUGAAGUCGAGUGGGAAGAUCCCGAGUACAUUCUCCCGUUUCAUGAUUUGUUGCCACCAGCAGUUGAAUCGCGUGGUCCUGGACGUCCAAUUACAUCUAAAAUACCAUCUACCGAAAAAUUUCCUCAACCACCAAGUCCAUGGCCAGGUCAAUGUGCUGCAUCAGGAAACACCAAAAAAAUAUGA